AUGAAAAUACUAACUCUAGUGCUCCUUGUUUGUCUUUUAGGAGCUGUUUUGAGUGCAGAUUCUAUAAAGAAAUCUGAGGAGAUAGAAGAUCAGGAAGAUACACCUUGACUUGUUCAUAUGAGAACAGUUCUGAGCCCACAAGGACUAGGAGACCUGAUUCAGAUAGCCUUGAAUAGUGCCAAGGGCCCUAAUCAACUCGGUGAUUUUGAAGCAUGUAAGGCAGAAACAGUCGAGUACAUCUUGUUAGCACUUGAACUCCAACCCCUCAAUAUGCCUGUUGUAAGAAUGGGUCUCUGUGUCCCAAGCGAAUGCGCAAAUCAGGAUAGUUUUAAGGAUAUUUCAAAUUUUAUUAAGAAGCAAGCUGAGCCAUACUUACCAGAAGAUAUGGACAUCAUUGCUAAGGUUACUGUUCCAAGAGAGGUUCUUGCACAAUCUAUGUCUACAGGCGCUAUUAUUGUUUUGAUAGUCACAGGUCUCGUAGGAGUCCUUUGGCUUUUGGGAAUGCUAAUUACUUAUACAAACAUUGGUAAUAAUGGAAACUUCAGAUCAGAUAAGAUUGAAGAGAAGAAGAUGACUUGGGCCCUUGCUCUCCACUCAUUCAAUCCGAUAGUGAAUCUCCAGAAAUUAUUCACUGUCAAGGACGGAGGUGAUAAGACUUUGAAUGUACUCAACGGUGUCAGAGUGCUCAGUAUUGGAUGGGUAAUCCUUGGCCAUUCAUUCUCCUUCGUUUUCUUCGGAGCUGUUGUAAACACACAAACUUUGUCAACAUUGUUUGAUAGUGAUUUGUUCUCUCUUGUUCCGGGAGGAGUUUUUGCGGUAGACUCAUUUUUCUUCCUUUCUGGAUUCUUGACAUUCGCCCUAUUGAUCUCAAAAAUGUACCCAAAGAGAGGAAUGAUUGGAAUAGUCAAUACUAUCCUUAUCUAUUUCCACAGAUAUUAUAGGCUCAUCUUCCCAUUGGUAUAUAUUCAGUUCUUCACUAUGUAUGUGGUCAGAUACCUAGGAAACGGGCCAAUGUAUAGGACAGGUUGGGAUUUCUUGAAUCAGUCAUGAUUUGCUAAUCCCUGGUCCAACUUCUUGUUUAUUGCCAACUUUUAUCCAUGGCAGAUGGCAAGAGCUUGCAUUGGAUGGGUCUGGUAUCUCAUGUGUGACAUGCAGUUCUUUAUUAUCAGCCCUCCGUUGAUCGUGAUAUACUGCCUCAAUAGGAAGAUUGGAAAACUUGUGGUGCUCUCAUUGAUUAUUAUUUCAAUGAUAAUCAAUGGAAUCUUAGCCCUUGUCUGGGAUAUCUCUAUGGAUGGAAAAUCUUCCAAAAACCAGAACGUAGGGGAUGUGGUCUACAACAAGCCUUGGAGUAGGAUGGGCGCUUACUUUGUUGGAGCCAUGUUCGGGAUUUCCUACUUUGAGCUAUCCUGCAGAGAGAAGUAUCAAGGACUCUCAAACACUAUUUUUAACAAGUGCUAUGACAUUCUGAAGAAUUCACAGAUUAUUUCGCUCUUGGUGUGUUGAUUCGGAAUUGGACUUACAGCUUUGUAUGUUUUUCCUAAUGCUGCUUACGGAAGAGGCUGUGUCAGUUUAAAUUCCACAACUAGUGAAAACUGUUGGCCCUUAUGGCUCUCAUUUUUGUAUGUGACUACAUCCAGACCCUUUUUUGUAUUCGGGCUUGGCUUGAUACUGAUCCCUACAUUCGUUGGAAGAUUAAGAGUUAUUAAGGCCUUUUUAGGAGCUGAAACUUUUGAAGUUUUUGCAAGGCUUAAUUAUAUGGUUUAUAUGAUUCAUUGUGUCGUAUUAUUCCAUUUCCUCAAUAACCUAAAGACGAGUUUAUAUAUCACAGCUACCACACAAUGGUUCUUUGCUAUUGGAUCAACUGUGAUUUCUUUUAUGGUUGCUGUUCCUUUAACUCUCAUCUGUGAAGUUCCAUUCAUGAACCUUGAGAAAUAUGUCCUCUUCCCCAAAAAGCACAAGCCUCAGGCUGAAACCAUCCCUAUUGAGGCUCAGAAUACCAAAGUUGAAGGAAACGGCCAAUUCUACAAGUUUGUGGACCAUGAUGACACGAUGGAAUCUGGGAAGAGGCUUUUGGAGAAAUCUUAAUUUUAUCAGAUGUGCUUAGGCAAUCAUCUAAGUUCAAG
Molecule: messenger RNA, 2123 nt
Organism: Moneuplotes crassus
Lineage: Eukaryota; Ciliophora; Spirotrichea; Euplotida; Euplotidae
Source: the annotation of a GenBank genome assembly